Messenger RNA from Fusarium venenatum, 1233 nucleotides. Its product is annotated as chaperonin 10-like protein. Gene Ontology annotation, molecular function: oxidoreductase activity, acting on NAD(P)H. Lineage: Eukaryota; Fungi; Ascomycota; Sordariomycetes; Hypocreales; Nectriaceae. The record is from RefSeq and is a predicted model, not a curated record.
AUGGCCUAUCUGCAGCAUUUUCAACCACAGCCAAUGGCUGAAUUGCCUUCUAAGCAGAGCAUUUUACUCCUGCAUGAAGUUGGACAGAGGUACCAGAUUGAAUCAAAUGGGAAGAUACCCACGCCAUCUCAUGGGGAUCUUUUGAUUGAGAUACAUGCAAUCGGGCUCAAUCCAAUUGAUUGGAAAUCAGCCACUUAUGGAUUUGGAAUCCCCCAGCUACCCUGUGUAAAUGGAAGAGAGUUUGUAGGACGAGUCGUCAUUUCAGAGAACGGCCAUCAGGGUGGCUGGCAUCUUGGAGAUUGGGUGCUCGGUAUUUCUACCGACUACAGAGAUUUCAAGAAGGCCGCAUUCCAGGAGUUCGCAAUUGUAUGCGCCCAUAAUGCCAUACGCAUUCCGCCCAACAUUGGCAAUCCUCUCGCCACUGCCGCUGUCGGAGUAGCUUAUGUGACUGCUGCCCUAUCCCUAGGGGUUUGUUUGGGUGUUGGCUUUAGUCGACAAAGCAGCAUAGAUCACCAUAGCUUGCUGCAGAUUGCGCAAGAGGAUCCGAGUGACCUACCUUUGGACGUGGAGCCCGAAGUCAUUCCGGGUAUAGCGCAUGACUGCAGUCCCCGUCCGGAUGACUGGAUAAUGAUUUACGGUGCAUCUAGUGUCACUGCUCAAAUUGCUAUCCAGUUAUCAAAGCUCGCUGGACUAAAGGUCGUUGGUGUCGCGAACCUAGAGAAACACCGGCAGUUGCUCGAGUCCCUGGGAACCGAUAUCUUAAUCGACAGGGAAGAUCUCGCUGCAGCUUCGCAAGAAGUGAAUCAACUACUGCCAGGGAGACUUCGCUUCGCUAUAGAUACUGUGGGUAGUAGUAGUGCAGAAUGGUGCCAGAACGUCAUCAUACACAACCGAUCCCAAACUGCAGGGACAACUACCACGGACCUAGACCAUAGCACUGGCUAUAGCAGGGAUGAAGAGAGUCGUCGAGGACAUCUAGUUGUCUUUACCGGCAAACCAAAAACAUCCCAUCCCGAGGUGAAGAUUCAUCGAGUGCCAGUUAAGCUGUUCCAUACACACGAACGCAUUGGCACAUAUCUCAGUACUUGGCUCCAUGAACUCCUCGACGGCUCAUUUAUACAGCUGCCCAGAUCUGAAAUCAUUGAUGGAGGGCUAGGGUCUAUUAACGGAGCUUUGGAGAGACUGAAGAACGGAGAUGUGUCUGGCAGCAGAUUGAUCAUCAGGACCAAAUAG